AUGCAGAGUAACGCCAAGAGUGAUUCCAUCAACCAGCCCAUGGGCAACCCUCCGGCAUACGAGUAUGUGGCCGGAAGUUCCUCGCAAGCUCCUCUAGGCAAACCUUCAGAGGCAAAGUCAUAUAUGCCACCCCCGCCGCCCCCACCUCAGGCUCAGUCAUACGGCGCUACAGUGCCAGGUCACUCCACCACCGUGUAUCAUUAUCAGGAUCCCCGUACAGGCCAACAGAUCUCGUCCCUCCUCCCACCGGACGCACCGGCUAUGAUUUGUCUCCAGCAGGGUGAACAUAUAGCACAGACGCAGUACGGCAUUCUCGGUGUGCUGGCCGCUGUGAUCUGGUUCCCGGUUGGCAUCGCCUGUUGUCUCCUUGACAGGAAGGUCAAGUGCAAGAGAUGUGGCGAGAUCAUCAGUAGCGGUAUCGUCGACUAA
This is a messenger RNA of Stereum hirsutum FP-91666 SS1, 429 nucleotides long. RefSeq lists its product as uncharacterized. The transcript is spliced from 3 exons. The record is from RefSeq and is a predicted model, not a curated record. Lineage: Eukaryota; Fungi; Basidiomycota; Agaricomycetes; Russulales; Stereaceae. The coding region runs from base 1 to 429 and encodes 142 amino acids.